AUGUCUCAGGUCAAGAUUGGGGUUGUCCAGCAGCCCCUCCCCCUCCCUCAUUUGUUGGCUCAAGUCUCUUCCCACUUCAUUAGGAUAUAUGGAAUCGCCUUAAAAUGGACUCUUUCCCGUCGUCCGAAAUUUUAUUUGGGGCAUGGUAGGAUUAUUUCCGACAAUUUUGAAGCCUGGUCAUGUGAGGCUUGUUUGGUAGGCUUCUACAAACUUCCCUUCCUGCUUGAUGUAGGGGACAAACGAGUCGCCUCACCAUCAACCACGUCAAACAUGAUUAAAAUUUGCUCCUUACCCAGUUCGAACGCAGCAAUGGAGAAUCAAGUGGCUGUCAAAGAUAGGGAGCUAAAAUCGUGCACUCGUCGAUCGGAGGAGCUCUCAACCAAACUCGACACUAUUCGCAAGUGGUGCGAAUGGCUCGUUCAACCACCGAACUCACAACUAGCUCGGCCCGAUCGAAGUCCCUACUUUGAGACCAAUGAGGCCAAAUUCGCGCUGCACAGUAGUCGGUGCUGUGAUUUAUUGUCCCUCCUAAUAUCCUCCUCCCAUGGAAUCCCAUUGAGGGACAGACGGUUAAUCAUUAUUGUUGAAUUGGGGCUUCUCUGUAAUAGCGUGGAGGGGCUAUCGUCUGGGCGUCAUUCAAGCGCAGGUGCUCAAAAACGGGAUUUCACACCCACACCUUCGCCCCGAUUAAACCGUCCUGCCUCUGCACCAGUUGAUAAAGACGCUCCUGCUGCAGCUGUCGCCGCUGGCACUACCAAGCUCUCACCUCCACCACCCCGCCCAUCCCUCCCCGCUCCCAGUCCCAUCCUCCACAAGGCGCGUUUUGCUUCUCGUAAGGAGAUAAACGCCACCUACCUCACUCCACCUCAGUGGCGUAACGAACACACCGAUGAGUACAAACGCACUGCUAGUGAGAACCUUCAGGCUCAGCUCGCGUCGCAGCAGCUACAGAGUAUCGAAGUUCUCCUACCCGAAGCGAAACGGCUAUCCCUCACCGAUGCACCGAGCAGUGUGUCCGAGGUAGCUAUUCCCUACUCCGAAGAAGACUCAACAUCAGCCGGGUCUUCAAGCAGUUCUUUAGAGACUCCAAAACCAGUGAGAAAGGUGAUUGGAGGACCUGGAUCCCGUGUUGUUGACGGAAGUGAGGAUAGUGCAAUUGCAGAUACGGAUGGAUCGCCGAUUGUGAGUCAAGAGUCACCAAAAAAGGUGCGAAGUGAGGAAGGGCUUAACGCGGGUACGAAACCGAUUCUCCGAAAGGCUGUGGGGGAUGGCGAGGAGGUGGAAGAACGGGGAGAAGAAGAGGGAGAGGAGUUGAAGGCGAUGGAUAAAGUGGAUCCAGGUUCACCGAAAACGGGAGUUCGAUUCCAUCCACUGGCUCUACUUCUUGAUGCUGCUUUAGAAGGUGACCUGGCAUUAGUCAAAAAGGCGGCUGGGGAAGUAUCGGACGUGUCGGAGGCGAAUGAUGAGGGUAUCACUGCGCUACACAACGCGGUGUGUGCGGGUCGGGUCGAGGUGGUGGAGUUUUUGGUGCGUGAGGCGGGCGCCGACGUGAAUGCUGGCGAUACGGACGGGUGGACGCCGCUGCAUUGCGCCGCCUCUUGUGGCAAUGUUCGCCUCGCCCGUCUCCUGGUGGAGCAUGGCGCUGCAUUGCACGCGCGUACCCUCUCCGAUCACGAGACGGCGCUGGAGAAGUGCGAUCAAGCCGACGCUGAUGCCGAGUGCGAACGCUAUCUCUCAGCCGAACUAGGACUGCUCGGUAGCGCAGACAGCGGUCGUGUAUUUGCCCUCUUCCCCCGGGGUCUGGAGGCUGCAGGUCCGGGUUCUCCAGAUGCCAAUAUCGAGCCCGACGAGUUGCCCAUCUGGCCGAAUGAGGAGUUGCGCAUUAUCAACCGCUCUCCCGUCGGUGAACCUGAUUGGAUGUUGGCGGAGAAGGUAGGAGGUGAUGGCGACACCCUGCCCCAACAGGGUCUUGUACCCCGCGCCUUUAUAUCGCGGUUCCGCAUCGUCCGAGUGCCUCCUGCUAGUCGACCAAUGCCAUUACCACCACCAGACAGUGUUGGUCGUUUUUCACGCAUCUUUCAGUCACCCAGUCCGAUCGAGGAAGAGGAAGAAGAUGGGCAGGAGGAUGGAAGAGUAUCCUAUAUGGAAAAUGAGUUGGGUGAAGAUGACGGAAGUCCACAGAUGGUAGAAAGAGCUGGUGAUGAGGAGGAGGAGGAGGAGGAGAUUUUGACAGUAGAAGUAAAUAACCACGACGCGAAUGAUGAAACCGAUAUGCCUCUGAAUGGCUCAAGCGAUAUAUCCUCAGAGGAGAAGGCCGUUCGAACAGCAAUGUGA
Echinococcus granulosus is the source of this 2334-nucleotide messenger RNA. Its product is annotated as Apoptotic enhancer 1 protein. Bases 1 to 2334 code for a protein of 777 amino acids. The record is from RefSeq and is a predicted model, not a curated record. The transcript has 7 exons. Gene Ontology annotation, biological process: regulation of apoptotic process. Lineage: Eukaryota; Metazoa; Platyhelminthes; Cestoda; Cyclophyllidea; Taeniidae. Gene Ontology annotation, cellular component: nucleus. Gene Ontology annotation, molecular function: p53 binding.